AUGGCUGGACUCGACACUCUGGACAUUAUCGUCCUCGGGGCCAUCCUGCUCGGUACCGUCGCCUACUUCACAAAGGGCACGUACUGGGCCGUCGUCAAGGACCCCUAUGCCAACCCCCUGGCCGGUGCGGCCGGCGCCAAGGCCGGAAGCUCCAGGGACAUACUCGCCAAGAUGGAGGAGACAGGCAAGAACUGCGUCAUCUUCUACGGAUCCCAGACUGGAACGGCCGAGGACUACGCCUCUCGCCUCGCCAAGGAGGGCAAGAGCCGCUUCGGCCUGGAGACCAUGGUUGCCGACCUGGAGGAGUACGACUUCGAGAACCUCGACGCCUUCCCCGAGGACAAGAUCGCCUUCUUCGUCCUGGCCACGUACGGCGAGGGCGAGCCGACCGACAACGCCGCCGAGUUCUACGAGUUCGUCACGGGCGAGGACGUGUCCUUCUCCGAGGGCAACGACCCGCCACUGUCCAACUUCAACUACGUCGCCUUCGGUCUCGGAAACAACACCUACGAGCACUACAACCUGAUGGUCCGCAAGAUCGACCAGACCCUGCAGAGCCUUGGCGCCAACCGCAUCGGCGAGGCUGGCGAGGGUGACGACGGCGCCGGGACCAUGGAGGAGGACUUCCUCUCCUGGAAGGAGCCCAUGUGGGCUGCCGUCGCCGAGAAGAUGGGCCUGCAGGAGCGCGAGGCCGUCUACGAGCCCGUCUUCUCCAUCAUGCACCGCGACAACCUCGACGUCGACUCCCCCGAGGUCUACCUCGGCGAGCCCAACAAGCACCACCUCGAGGGCGCUGCCCGUGGUCCCUUCAACGCCCACAACCCGUACAUUGCCCCCAUCACCGAGUCCCGCGAGCUCUUCUCCGUCAAGGACCGUAACUGCCUGCACCUCGAGGUGGACAUCUCGGGGUCCAACCUGUCCUACCAGACCGGUGAUCACAUUGCCGUCUGGCCCACAAACCCUGGUGACGAGGUCGACCGCUUCCUGGAGAUCCUCGACCUGUCGGACAAGCGCAACGACGUCAUCAGCGUCAAGGCCCUCGAACCCACUGCCAAGGUCCCCUUCCCCACGCCCACCACGUACGACGCCAUCGUCCGCUACCACAUGGAGAUAUGCGCGCCAGUGUCCCGCCAGUUCGUCUCCACCCUCGCCGCCUUUGCCCCCACGCCCGAGGCCAAGGCGGAGAUGACCAAGCUCGGCAGCGACAAGGACUACUUCCACGACCAGACGACGCCCCAGUUCUACAACAUCGCCGGUCUCCUGUCGGCCGUCAGCGGCGGCCAGAAGUGGUCGGCCAUCCCCUUCUCGGCCUUUAUCGAGGGCAUCACCAAGCUCCAGCCGCGCUACUACUCCAUCUCGUCCUCCUCCCUCAGCCAGCCCAAGAGCAUCUCCAUCACGGCCGUGGUCGAGAGCCAGGAGAUCAAGGGCAGCGGCCGGUCCUUCCGCGGCGUCGCCACCAACUACCUCCUCGCGCUCAAGCAGAAGCAGAACGGCGACGCCGACCCGGAACCCUACGGGAAGACGUACGAGAUCACCGGUCCCCGCAACAAGUACGACGGCAUCCACGUCCCCGUCCACGUCCGCCACUCCAACUUCAAGCUCCCCUCGGACCCCACCAAGCCCAUCAUCAUGGUCGGUCCCGGCACCGGCGUCGCCCCCUUCCGCGGAUUCGUCCAGGAGCGCGCCAAGCUCGCCAGGGAGGGCACCGCCGUCGGACGCACGCUGCUCUUCUUUGGCUGCCGCAAGUCGACCGAGGACUUCCUCUACUCCGGCGAGUGGGACGAGUACAAGGAGGCCCUGGGCGACAAGUUCGAGCUCAUCACGGCCUUUUCGAGAGAGGGCCCCGAGAAGGUCUACGUCCAGCACCGCCUCAAGGAGCGCUCCGAGGAGGUCUUCGAGCUGCUCUCGCAAAAGGCCUUCUUCUACGUCUGCGGUGACGCCGCCAACAUGGCCCGCGAGGUGAAUGCCGUCCUGGCGCAGAUCAUCGCCGAGGGUCGCGGUGUGACCGAGGCCAAGGGUGAGGAGGUUGUCAAGACGAUGAGGUCGUCUAACCAGUACCAGAAGUAA
Geosmithia morbida is the source of this 2067-nucleotide messenger RNA. Its product is annotated as NADPH-ferrihemoprotein reductase. Gene Ontology annotation, molecular function: flavin adenine dinucleotide binding; NADPH-hemoprotein reductase activity; FMN binding. The transcript is spliced from 2 exons. Gene Ontology annotation, cellular component: cytosol. The record is from RefSeq and is a predicted model, not a curated record. The coding region runs from base 1 to 2067 and encodes 688 amino acids. Lineage: Eukaryota; Fungi; Ascomycota; Sordariomycetes; Hypocreales; Bionectriaceae.